Molecule: messenger RNA, 1581 nt
Organism: Agelaius phoeniceus (red-winged blackbird)
Lineage: Eukaryota; Metazoa; Chordata; Aves; Passeriformes; Icteridae
Gene: CLXN
Product: calaxin
Molecular function (GO): calcium ion binding
Source: RefSeq, a predicted model, not a curated record
CACCUGCCACAGAAAGAAAUAAAAAUGGAAAUGAGACCCAGUCUUCCAAAUACCUAAGCUGGUAUGUAAUUUUAAUUGUGUGACUGUAACGAUCUGUUCUGCUCAGCUGUAGGCUUGGAGUGCUGCUGUCAUGCUCGGGAAGGGGUGUAGCCGCUUAAGGGGCUUAUGGGCUUUGUCAGUUCCCAACAAAGCUGCUUUAGUACUGAAAGGGAACUGCUUCAGUUUGCAAUACAUUAACAAAUACGUUUAGUCGAGUCUUGCAUGCCCUUUUUCCUGAAGGAAAGGUGGAGGAUGGUCUCAGCCUUUCAGCUUUCCCCAUGUGCCCACGCCGAGGUUGUGAGACAGUGAUGGGGGUUUGGGGUGGCACCUACACCCAUAUUCCAAGUUUCAGCAGAGGGACAAAGUAGAAAACGAGCAAUGUCGCAUUUAGAGUGGUUUAAUAUAUUUUCGCCUUCUGACAGAAGAUGAACAAGCACUAUUGUAUUUAUAACUUUUAGCUGUUUUUCCCUACAAAUAUUUUUAGAAAUUUGAAAUGCAGUUCUUUUAUUUUUUACGACUGUGUUUUUUUUGAAUGCGUGUUAGCACUCGAUCUCUGUUGUGCCUCUGCGUGUGUUUAUGUCCGACUCGCCCGUGCGGCCCAGCGGCACCGCCAGGCCGCGGCCGCCCCCCCGCGUUGCCAGGGCAGCGGCGGCGGGAGCGGCUCCGGGCCGCCAUGAGCAGGAAGGGGAGAAAGCUCCUGGUGGACUCGCUGACCCGAUCCGCCAAGCACUUUACCAAAAGCGAAGUGGAAUGUCUGAUCAAGCUCUUCGACACGCUGGUGGCCAAGGCCAGCAGCCAGUUUGCUGGGGCCGGCUUCGACCGCACCGUGUUCCGAGACACGCUGUACAACGCCUUUGGCAUGACGGAUGACGUGGUGCUGGACCGAGUGUUCAGCACUUUUGAUAGAGACAACACUGGCUGCAUCACUGUGGAGGAAUGGGUGGAAGGCUUAGCAGUGUUACUUCGAGGGACACUGGAAGAGAAGAUGAAAUACUGUUUUGCCAUUUAUGACCUGAAUGGUGAUGGAUACAUUUCGAAAGAGGAAAUGUUUCAAAUGCUGAAACACAGCCUUCUCAUACAACCAGCAGAUGAAGAGCCUGAUGAGGGAGUUAAGGACUUGGUAGAGAUAGCACUGAAGAAAAUGGACUAUGAUCAUGAUGGCAAACUUUCUUUUACGGACUUUGAAAAAGCAGUCAGAGAUGAAAACCUUCUCUUAGAAGCCUUUGGACCAUGUUUGCCAGACAUAAAGAGCAGAAUGGCAUUUGAGCAGAAAAUUUUCCGGGAAACUCCUAAAUAGUAACUCCAAGUUGUAGCUCCACUGCUGAAUACUAUUAAAAGGGGUCGUGGUCUUCACCAUUUCUUCGUCAUAUAGUAAAAACAGUCAUAUUUCAAGUUGCUCCUAAGCUUCAGUAUUCCUUUGCUGUUAAAGCUGUUGAAUAAAUGAAUUUACUUCUGUAACUCUACCUUUGCUCCUAAGCUUCCGUAUUCCUUUGCUGUUAAAGCUGUUGAAUAAAUGAAUUUACUUCUGUUACUGUACCUAAA